Messenger RNA from Ostrea edulis (European flat oyster), 936 nucleotides. Its product is annotated as gonadotropin-releasing hormone receptor-like. Gene Ontology annotation, cellular component: membrane. The record is from RefSeq and is a predicted model, not a curated record. Gene Ontology annotation, biological process: G protein-coupled receptor signaling pathway. Lineage: Eukaryota; Metazoa; Mollusca; Bivalvia; Ostreida; Ostreidae. Gene Ontology annotation, molecular function: G protein-coupled receptor activity; peptide binding. Bases 55 to 936 code for a protein of 293 amino acids. The transcript is spliced from 3 exons.
CAAAAAAAAAAAGUUUUAUGUUAGUGAGUUUUAAGCCGAGAAAAUGUUUUAAACAUGUCAAGAUUUGAAGUAGGAAAAUCUCCAUAUUUAAGUUUCGGAAUUUCUUCCUCCGCACUCGACGAAGUAUAUUCCAACGGAUCCGAAGCUAUGACCAAUGUGACAGGGAUUGAUAAUUUUUAUACCGCCUCCACCCCCCCUCAACCCCCGACAUUCCAGGACAGUUUAGUGAAAACAGUACUUCUUAUUCUUCUUUUUAUCAUAUCAUUUAUAGGGAAUACGGCGACGUUAAUCCAAAUGUAUCGUGUGCGCAAACGGCGCUCCACGAUCAACACUCUUAUUGUGAAUUUGGCAGUGGCGGAUCUUAUUGUCACUUUCUUUUGCAUGGCGGCAGAGGCCAUUUGGGCCCUCACUGUUCAGUGGGUAGCAGGAAUAGCCAUGUGUAAGAUGUUGCGAUUUAUACAAGGCACUGGACUUUUGCUUUCCACAUACAUUACCGUCGUUAUUAGUUUGGAUAGAUGCUGUGUCAUUAUUGACCCAAUCAGCCGAAACAAAGCGCCACAAAGAGUUAAAAUAAUGAUCAUCAUGUCGUGGUUCCUGAGUGCCUUGUUCAGCAUACCUCAGGCUUUGUUGUUUAGUGUACACAGAGGCCCCUUCGAGGAAGAUUUUUACCAGUGUGUGGACAUUCUCGGCUAUCCCAGCCCGGCGUAUAAGAAAUUAUACAACAUUUUCUGUAUGCUGAUCCAGUUCUUCUUGCCGCUGACUUUAAUGAUUAUAGCCUAUGGUCUUAUUUUCUUCACCAUUUCCAGAAAGUCCAAAGAAUUCGGAGAUAAAAGUAUACGCAGAUAUGUCUAUCCAAGUCCAGACCCUUCUCAAAUUAUUGCUGACCAAAUCCUUAUUUUAAGUAACGGAUGUCACGUUUUUCCAGACACAAUGUAA